This is a messenger RNA of Protopolystoma xenopodis, 651 nucleotides long. NCBI's taxonomy places the organism in Eukaryota, Metazoa, Platyhelminthes, Monogenea, Polystomatidea, Polystomatidae. The record is from the annotation of a GenBank genome assembly.
UCGAUCUACAAUCUACAACCCGGUGAAAAGUUGGCCGUUCUUAGUUCCAUGGUAGAUGAGCUACUUUUGCAACCACAAUUUCGUGAUCAGAUCGAAGCUGGCUUUGAAAGGCAACGAUUUCUUCGUCUUCAACUGCGACUCUGUUUGGAAAUGAAUCUCGAUGGAACUGCCCUUUAUCCUGAUGAUGAAAAUAGCACACAUAACUUGGACACAGAUGCUUCUGCUUCGCCCUGCGCCUUUGAUACUGAAAUAGGGGGCUCUGAUACUCCCUUUUCUGCAGCUCCUCACACAACUAAUUCAGCCUUCUUAGGCACUGGUGCUAACCCAAAUUCUCCCCAUUGGCAUAGUGCUCGAGGUCGGGGUCGCGGAAAAGGUAGAGGUACCGGAACUGAUAUGCCUAGCCAAACUCGGGCUGGUGUUAGCCACGGUUGUUUGGGGCCUGGAUAUAAUAGAAACAGUGGGACUCGUGUUCGCCAGCGUGGCCGGGGCCGAGGCCGGGGUCGGGCGCGGGGCUGUCUGGGGGCUGGAACCACAUCAAAUGGUGGAGUCAGGCGAGCGAGGGCUGCAGCAGCAGUCAUGCGCUUUUCUACAGCCAUUGGACGAGGCGGCAACACCUUGCAUUCCGAGUGCGUCUUUUCCUUUGAAUUUUAA